Molecule: messenger RNA, 390 nt
Organism: Necator americanus (New World hookworm)
Lineage: Eukaryota; Metazoa; Nematoda; Chromadorea; Rhabditida; Ancylostomatidae
Exons: 1
Coding region: 1-390 (129 amino acids)
Source: RefSeq, a predicted model, not a curated record
AUGGCGACCUGUACUUAUAACGCCCGAACGCUUGCAUCGCAUGCGGCCAUUGAAGAUCUGAUGAUGCAAGCCAAGAAGAUGAAGUACGACGUCAUCGGAAUGACCGAGACGAGACGAUGUCACCCUCUCAACGCCGUAUAUGAAACUGGAGAAGAACUGUUCUUAGAAACAUGCAACAGUAGAGGUGUUGGUGGAGUUGGCGUCCUCGUCAACACGAGUAUGGCAAAGAACAUCAACUCUUUCGAACAACUUACGACCCGAAUAGGACAUCUGCGGAUGAGAAGAUGUGGUCCAACACCAGCUUUGACUAUCUUCGUCGCUUAUGCUCCAACAUCAAGCUACGAAGAAAAAGAAGUCGAAGCUUUCUAUAAGGACCUGGAGAAGUUCUAA